UCUGGGGCAAAUUCGAACUUAGGUUGAACCCAAUCUUCAUUUAACCUAGAUCUAGUCUAUGAAAAUUUCACAAAAUGUCUUUACCAGGAAAAAAUAAACCAGAAACAAAGGAAAAAAAUCAGAAUAUAAAUGUGGCCGUUAGAUGUCGACCAAUAAACAGCCUUGAGAAAAAGCAAGGAAGCUGCUCAGUCUUAAGCUGUGAUCGAGUCAAGAAAGAAGUUACAGUGAAAGAAAGGACAGGAGUCCAUCCGUUUACUAAAACAUACAAUUUUGACCAUGUUUUCCCUCCAGACUCUGAACAAAUUGAUGUUUACAAGUCUGUUGUUAUGCCAGUGGUUGAAGAAGUACUUGCAGGCUACAAUUGUACAAUAUUUGCCUAUGGACAGACUGGAACUGGUAAAACUUUUACAAUGGAGGGAGAGAGAACAGAGGGAUUAAAUUCUACAUGGGAAGAUGACCCUUUAACAGGAAUUAUUCCUAGAGCCUUGCAUCAGAUAUUUGAUGCUUUACAAAAUCAGAAUGACAUUGAAUUCUCUGUUCGAGUUUCAUUCUUGGAACUGUAUAACGAGGAACUGUUUGAUCUACUUGGCUCCACUAUAGAUCCACUAAGAUUGCGUAUUUAUGAAGACAAUACUAAAAAAGGUUCCGUGAUUAUAUCAGGUCUAGAAGAGGUAGUUGUGAGAAAUAAAGAUGAAGUUUAUGAAAUAUUAGAAAGAGGUACUGCUAAAAGAUCCACAGCCGCAACUCUGAUGAAUGCUGUCUCAAGUCGUUCCCAUUCAGUGUUUUCUGUCACUAUUCAUAUAAAAGAAAAUACCAUUGAUGGUGAAGAACUGUUAAAGACUGGUAAACUUUACUUGGUUGAUCUUGCUGGCUCAGAGAACAUAGCACGAUCUGGAGCUGUGGACAAAAGAGCUCGGGAAGCAGGAAAUAUUAAUCAAUCACUUCUGACACUAGGCAGAGUCAUAACUGCUUUGGUUGAACAUGCUCCUCAUGUUCCUUACAGGGAGAGCAAGCUCACAAGACUUUUGCAAGAUUCUUUAGGUGGACGUACUAAGACAUCAAUAAUUGCCACCAUUUCUCCAGCUUCAUCCAAUUUGGAGGAAACUUUAAGUACUCUUGACUAUGCAUUUAGAGCAAAGAACAUCACAAACAGGCCAGAGAUUAACCAGAAAUUAACCAAAAAAGCAUUAUUAAGGGAAUAUAAUGAAGAAAUUGAAAGAUUGCGAAGAGAUCUUCAAGCCUGUAGGGAGAAAAAUGGAAUCUAUGUUGCUGAAGAAAAUUACAUUGCAAUGCAUAAUAAGAUAAGUCAACAGGAAGAAAUGAUUCAGGAAUUGGAAGACAAUAUUGAAUGUUUAAAAACAGAAAUGAAAAAUCUUUCAGAUCUGUUCAGUGAAACUAAAGAAGAACUUAAAAUCACCUCAGAUAACUUAGCUGAAACAGCUCAGAAUCUUUUUGUAACAUCAGAAACUUUAAAGAUCACAACCAAUGAGCUCAAAGUAACUAAAGAUGACAGAGAUGAACACAAAUUCCUAAUGCAAGAGCAUGCCAAGACUGAAGAACUCCUAUAUUCUCAGGCUGAAGAUUUGUUAAAAACUGCUCAGUCCUCCAUUUCGGAUGUGGGGGGUCUUCAUGCCAAAAUUGACAGAAAGAAAGCAGUAGAGCAGCAUAAUGAACAGGAAGCUUCUGACUUUAAUGGGGACCUGCAGAAAAUGCUUCAGACAAUUCAAGAUAUGAUUCAAAAAGUACAUGAUGAAGCUGAUGACAUCAAUGAAAAAGCAUGCAAACAAAUAGAUGAGCUUGUUCAGCAGCAUAAAAAGGAGAUUACCACAACCAAACAGAAUAUAAAGAAUUUCCUUGACUUGAUGGAGAAAGAUUUGCAAGAAACUCUUAAUAGGCAUAACAUCUUUAGUACCAGUAGGAGUGAAUGGGGGAGCAUGUCUUUGAAAAAAUGUGCUGAGAUGCAGGAAGCUGCUAAGAAAAUUUGUCUUAAAAUGCAAUGUGAGGUUUCUGAAUCACUUAAGUCACAGAAAAAAGAUUACGUUGAGCAAAGCCAGCUUUUAUCUGAGUCUUGCAAACUUAUUUGGCAGCAGAAAGAAGCAAUGUAUUUAACUUUGAACAAGUGCCACACCGACAUUAUUGCCCAGAUGUCAAAAGUUAUUGUGAAGAGUAGUAGCCAUUUGUCAGAACUCAAUAAUCAGAAUGCUGAAUUAAAAGAAUACUUGAAAAAUGCAGAAGCUAAAGAGUUAGAUUUGGAACAGAAAAUUACAGAGAUGUUUUCUGCGAGAAGGCAACAAUAUAAUGAAUUGCUUGGAAAGACACAAGCACAUCUUGAUAAGCAUCAGAACUCUAAUUCUGCUUUUGUUUUGGAUUUGAAAAAUGAAGAAAGCAAAAUGACUCAACUACUGGAAGAGCAUGUGGAGUCUAUAAAAGAACAAAUGGACACAUGUGUGCACAAAGCAUCAGCUUCCAUGGAAAAGACAACACAGAUGAUAAAUAGUAGGGAUGAAUUAUUUCCUCAAACAAUAAAUAAAAUAGCUGGUGCUGUUGAACAAAAUAAUAAGCAUUUACAGGAAGGAUAUGAGAUGGUAGAAGAAAGCAUGAAGACAUUGCAUGAAAUUUCAGAAACUUUUAAAACUGAACAAACACAGACAAUAAAGCAUAUUCUAGAUGUAAAUUAUGACCAUUCCAAGACCGUCAACACAUACUUAGAUGAAGAAAGCAUUCAAUUCUUAGCAAACACAGCUAAUGCAUUAAAUCUACAUGGAGCUUUGUCAUCCACUCUGAAUAAUGGACUGCAGAAACCACAUGAAGAGCUAGCAACAACAGUUUGCAAAGUUGAUGACUUUUUCACUAAAAGGCUAAGGAAAGAUAUUCCUACAGGAAUGACCCCACAAAGAUGUGAAUUUAAAUACCCACAAAACUUGGUGAAAACUGAUAAUCAUGAGAUCCUACUGGAAAAUUAUCGAAGCAACAAACAUUCUAAUGACCCAAUAGUAAUGAACUUAGAGCAGCAAUUGGAAACAGCUGUUGAUGACUUACUGCCUGACUCAUCAGAGGAUAUCUAUCGAUCUGUUAGUGUUGGCAAUUUGAGCAAUGCAGGAAGUGAGAAGUCUUGUGUAUCAGCAGUUAGUACAUCAGGAGUCUCUACUGCUAGUGUUAAAAGCAAAAUGUCAGACUUUGACUCAGUCAAAGAAAAUAAACCCCGGACGAGGAAGCCAACGCAACCAAAUUCAAAAGUGACUUUUAAGGCUUCUUCAAAAACACCAUCUAAACUGAAAACGCCAAGUAAAACUACUGCUCAGCCACAAGCUACCAAUGGUGGAAAUGUCAGAACCAAACUUCCUCUGAGAUCAAAUAAUCAGGCUUCAUGAUUUGUGUUGCAUUUUUAUUAUUUUUUUAAUGUCACUAAAUUAAAAUAUUCAGAUAUUACAUGUACUAUGUCAACAUAUAAUUAGCAAAACACUUUUUUUUUUUAAUUUGAUCUCUCCAAAGUAAUAGAUUGUAGUGUUUGUAUGUGUUUUGUUUUUUAAGAAAGUGGUUUAAAAAAAGAUAAUGCAUAUUUGUGUUCUUUUUUAAUGCUUUUAUUUAUAUAUGUCCAAGCACACUAGAAUUACUCAUGUCUUAUAAUUGCUAUUGGUAUAGAACUGUAUAUAGUUAUGACAAGAAUAAAUAUAAUCUAAGUGUUGUUUAAAUGAACAAAUAAAGAAAAUGUGUGUAUGGUGUAUGGCUGUAAUAUGAAGAUGUAAUGUAAACAAACAGUUUGAUUGGGGCAAUUAUGAACAUUUAUGUUUUUGCAUGUGUGUCACUUCUAUAAAUGUCUUAUUUAUUCCUUGGGUUAUUGGUUUUUUUUUAUCCAGAUAAAAAAAUUUAUAUGUUCAAAAAUUUUUUAAAGUAUUGGUAUUGGAAAAUUAAAUAUUUGAGAAUAAAAACAUUUGUCUUAAUAAUUUUUCACAAAAAUCUCUUAAAUGUUAAAAUUUCAUGUGAAACUUUCAAGGAGUUUGAGGCAUAUCUUCAUCCAUUCUCCUUUGACAAGCUUUUUUUUUUAGUCAAGUUCAAAAAUUUUUAAAAGUUUCCUUACAGGUAUUAGUGAGUUUUUUUUUUUUUUAGCAUUUGAUUUAUUGGUCAAGUUGAUAUAUCCUUACCAUAUUUUGUAUAAACAAAAAAAAAAAAGUUAUGAUUAAGACUUGUAGUCUGAACCACAUAGUAUUAUGUGUAGAAGAAAACAACAAAUUUACUAAUAUAUAGUAUUUUAGUACUGUAACCAAAUAUAUUUAUUCUUAAAUUCAUGUGUAGAAAUAUUAAGUAAGAUUUAAUAAUAGUACCAGCAUUUAUUUAUUUUUAAAUAAAUACAGAAUCAGAUUAAUUAGUAUUUGUAUGGUAGAAUAUAGAAUGUGUGUAAUUAAUGGUAUAUUAUAAUUAUUGACUUGAAAACAAAAUCAACUUUUGUUCUGAAAACUUAAAAGUGCCUUUUAAUUUUAUUACAUACUCACCAGGGGAUGUAUAGAAUGACAGCACUGCUUUUUUUAUGUGUAAACUCUCUCAUCCAUCAAUAUUUUAUCCAUAUUUUUUGUUCAAUGGAAAAGUUCAUUAUCUUUGUUGCAUGUUGUAAAUAUCUUUGUACAAACCUAAUAAUAAUAAAAAGACCACUUCUAAAAUAAAUAUCACUCACUCUUUCUACUUUAAAGUUACUAAUUUAAAUAUAUGUAAAUAUCGUUUUGUACAAUUAUAUCAUAUACAAAGACUACUUUUUAAAAUAGAUACCAAUUUCAUGUUCUGGUUGUUAAAUUUCAAUUUAAUUUCAACCAGUGUGCGUUAUAGCAAUACAUUAGCUAUCUUUCUGGAAAUAAUUUUUUUGUUACUAUUUUCAGUCAUUGUUUUAUGUUUUGAAAAAAUUGAAAUUUUAAUCUUUUUUUUUUUUAAAUAAAGUAGUCUAAUACAAUUAAAUAAUAAAUAAACAUGUUUAAAGGGA
This is a messenger RNA of Biomphalaria glabrata, 4969 nucleotides long. Its product is annotated as kinesin-like protein KIF11-B. The transcript is spliced from 26 exons. Bases 75 to 3371 code for a protein of 1098 amino acids. The record is from RefSeq and is a predicted model, not a curated record. Lineage: Eukaryota; Metazoa; Mollusca; Gastropoda; Planorbidae. Gene Ontology annotation, cellular component: spindle microtubule; nucleus. Gene Ontology annotation, biological process: mitotic spindle assembly; microtubule-based movement. Gene Ontology annotation, molecular function: ATP binding; microtubule binding; plus-end-directed microtubule motor activity.